Dreissena polymorpha is the source of this 4599-nucleotide messenger RNA. RefSeq lists its product as uncharacterized. Bases 237 to 1619 code for a protein of 460 amino acids. The record is from RefSeq and is a predicted model, not a curated record. Lineage: Eukaryota; Metazoa; Mollusca; Bivalvia; Myida; Dreissenidae. The transcript is spliced from 8 exons.
ACAUGUAAACAUGCUUUGAUAUCAUACACGGGUUACGUAAUCCGAUGGAAUUCCAGUUUUAACGGUCCAACAAUAAACACUCAUUUCCUAUCUAGAAGACACGUGACAUUAAAAUGUUUAUAUCUAAGCGUUGUAAAAUCGAGUGUAACGACUAAACAUUUAUUUUGUAAUUGGAUAUUAAACACAUUAGACGCGCCUAAAUGGGACAUGGAGGUGAUAGUAACAGUGAGUGUUAGAUGGUUAGGCGCUUAUUGCUAGCAAUGACACAGCCUCCAAGGUUCGGGACCUAUCAUUCUACAGCUGCGGACGAUGACCAAGGAUCAAGCAUGUCUUCCCGAAAGAAAGAAUCGAGAUUGAAUCGAUUCAAGAAACGCAUGAACAAACAAUUUAGACGCGAUCGCACAAUUAAAUCUAAAACAGGUGCUAGCCCCGAAACUUGUACAGUUAAAGUGCACAAUGUGAACCCUUGUCAUUCGGAGGCAAAAGCGUCCUAUACUACCCUGGAUAAUGGAAUCAUGGAAGCAGGUCAUUAUGUACAGUCGGAAGAUCGUACUCGGGUACAUACAGAAUCACCGGAAGCGAAUGUGUCGUCUGGCAGGAAGAAUGGCGACAGCGGUGCUAAAAGCGAUAAGAGUCCCGGCCUUCUGACGAUAAUUCGAAAUAGCUUCAGACGUCUUAAAAACAAACCAAAGCAGCCAGACAAAACGUUUAAACUUCAAAAGAAUGAAAAGAACCGUCAUGAAAACCCAACACCGCACUCGAAAACGCCGCAAGCAGAAAGUAUACAUCCGUUUAUUGAAGAUUCAACGAAGGAAGCUGAUGAUAUCACAGACCUUUUCGAGAAAAUCAUUGAGUGGGUGCCAACUCGAAAACCGGACCGUUCACAGUUACGUUUAGAUGGACUAGUGAAAUGUAAACCGGCAAACUUUGAUAAACUUUCGCCAACUUGCAGAGAAUGGCCAGGUGUGAGAAGCGAUUUAUCUUCCGACGUUGAAACUGACGGGGAUGGGGGUAAAAACAUCACAGAUGGACCAACAUUCCCGACGGUCGAGUUUAACGAGGUCAUAAAUGACGAAUCGGACGGCGAAAUCGCCGAUCGAAAUGACAGCCAACGUGCUUGGAUUGACAUCGCACAUAGGCUUAGAGCCAUCGGUGAUUCUAUUGUAAACAAACAAUUGCUCAAGUCAGAAUCAAAAGCGACCAGCUUCCGAGCCGAGCGUCGACUUUCAAGUUUGGAAUUGGAUAUCAUCAAAGAACUGCGAAACGUUGCUGACACUCAUCCUAUCUUCAGAUCCGACCGGGCCCAGCCAAAUGUGGAAUUACUAUCGCUCAUUGCCCGGGCCAUACAAAGCUUGCUCAAGGCGCCCACUUACGAUGAGUUCAAACAGGCUGUGAGUCGGGAACUGGCCGAUACUGUUGGAUGGGACCAGGUGGCGUGGUACACUUACCUGGUCCAGACGUCCAUGCUGGUGGUCAAAUGUGGAAUCUCGGCUGGCCAGUCCUUGAGAAGUUAUUCCACCCGAUUCUUCCGCUCAAACAUUCAGCCGUGGAUACGGGAAAGGCCAAAUCGAUGGGAAUCAAUAUACGAAGAGACGUAUAUCGAUACCCAACUUGACUAGAAAGCAUACUUUGUGAAUCCCGACUACAGUCACGGACUGAGAACCACGUUACAAUGUUGACGGAUCUCUCUUUCUAUAACCAAGACGCAAUACGAAUAAAAAUGUGCUUAGUAUAUCAAACGGACAGCCUGUGCUUUAUAACAGGCAUAAUGAGAAAGGGACUAUGAAAUUGUGCGUUUGGACGUGCACGAUCUUCGCGGUAUAAUGUGAGACACGGGAAUCAAUAUGAAACAUGCUAAAACAUUGACAAUGAAAGUGUUUGAUAUGGUGAACACACGCGUUGAAAACUACGUGGAAAAAGUUUUGGCACCGGGAUAAAAUGAAUCAGUGAAAUAACAUGUAACGGUGCGACAGUGUAUAUGUACAAAUGUUUAACAGUAUAGUUUGGUACAAAUUAAUCAUGAUUAAGUGAAAUGGCAUUAGAUGGUGCAAAUGAAUGUAUGUAUAUAUCGCGUGGCAGGGAUUUAUGUGCUGACAACAUUGUAAGACGUUAAAAUGGUGCACAAGGACCACAAUAUAGUAACAUGGCUACUUAUGAUAAUCACAAACAUUACAUUGCCUCCAACGACAACAAUCAUUUUUUUUUAAAUUACAUAUCGGGCAAUGUAGAGGAUUUUCUUCAAAUGUUAAUGCUACGGGUAUACUGCUUAAUACUUUCUAUUUUUAUAUUGUGAGGUAUCAGUAUCACCUGAUUGUGCUAAAGCAUAGAUAUUCUCACUGAUGUGUCACCAAAAAUUGGAAAUACCAUUUCUGACAUUAACCCUUUGCAUGUUGGGAAAUUUGUCGUCUGCUUAAAUGUCGUCUGCUGAAUUUUUAAAUUCGCAUUUUUAUUCGAUUUUUUUCAAAGAAUACUAUCAGAAUAGCAAACAGUUUGGAUCCUGAUGAGACGCCACGUUCUGUGGCGUCUCAUCUGGAUCCAAACUGUUUGCAAAAGCCUUCAAAAUUCGGUUCCAGCACUGAAAGAGUUAAAUAUACAAUUAGGUUAUGCAAACACACAAGUAGUAGUUAAUAAAUCUACAAUCUAAAUGAACUGAAGAUAUGUAUUCGAUUUCGAUCACAUGCUACAAGUAAUUGACAACGUUAUAGCAGAGUAACAAAAACGGGAUCCAAACACACCCUCUGUAAAAUUCUGAUCCAAGGAAAUUUAGGCUAUUAUUGAUUUAAUUGAUAACGAUGAUAUGUUUCGCGUGUUGACUUAACUAAUAUAGAUUUUGAAUGAACAUCAUUUGAUUCAGUGUCAUAGGGCUCGAGACAAGGAAGAUUGUCGUUUUUAAACAUUUACUUCGCUUUCAUGUUUAUAUUUAAGUUACAUGAACGUAAAAUAUUAACCUCACUUUAAAUCUAUAUUUAGCUUUAGCAAAUUCUUGCGUGAAACAUGUGCGCGCUGUAAUGAUAAUCACCACGACAGCAAACAUAGAAACCUGAGGUCAAAGAAUUGUAGAGACAAUCUCAAUUAAGUGCACGUGACUUUCUUGGAUCAAUUCCUUUAUCAAAUGAUGUAUACUUUAACGAAACCUCAUUAAAUGCAAGCAGUCAUAUUAUAUCAGCAUCGUUUAAACACCCAUAGAAACCACAGUGACCGCUUUGUUGCCUUUGUAAUAGAAAAGGCUAAAAUCGCAGAUACACAACAUAUACAACCGUGCUUAGUUAUUCAUUACAAUUUUAAUUAUUUGUUCUUGUUAAUGAUGAAACACAAUGACAAAAUGUCAGUAACAACGUUGUUCAGUUUUUAACAUGGUGUUUACAUUGAUGAUGCAGCCACUAGGCUGGUAGGUGAGUUUUCAAUUAUUGCUUGCAUGCAGAAAUAUAACCUGUAUAUAUCAGGGUCUUCACCUGUGAGCAGUAUUUUUAAAUGCUUACAUCGUGAUGUUAAGACAGACCGUGAUUUGUUCCGGCCAGUAUAUCUGUUAAGAUAGUAUGUAUGAUUCAACUAUGUUUGUUUGUGAUAAAUAAUGAUAUCAAUCAAGUUUAUAUUGUCAACAACUGUAUAAACUAAUUAACAUUAUGCAUGAAAGGGGGCAAAUAAGAAACGUAGUUAUUUAGAAUUUAAAUACUUGUCAAAUAAUACUUUGAUACCAUUAGUGAGUAAUAUUUUAAGGUAGUCAAAAUUGAAUCGUUGAACUUGCUGUUUACCUUUUAAGGACGAUUUUGAGGAAAGUUCGGCUCCCCGUCUAUAAAAUAACAUGUGUUUCACAUCAUCAUUCACGAUUGAAGUCUAUUUUUAAUAUAGACAUUGUAUAAAUAGUUUGUAGUAUACAUUAAUGUUUGGCGCGUAAUUAUAAUGCAUAUAAGUAUUUCCGUUCUUGAAUAAAAAUCGAUUGUGUUAGAUUACGUGCUAUUAUGUUCCAAAAAGCCGAGAUGUAUUUUGAUAAUUGCUAAUAAUAACGUCUCCGCUUGAAUUUGAAGGAAUAAAAGUCUAAAACCUUGAAAAGGAUUCUCGUUCAAUGUAUAGGAUAUUUGAACGUUUAUCUUUAUUAUAUAUGUAUGGUAUUACAUUCUAAUUACUGUUCUUGUAAACUGUUCCAGGUGAUAAGGGUUGCAUAACUUUAAAUGUCGUAAAUUUAUAAAUGGUCUUAGAGGUUAUAAUACAACUGGCGAGAUACAGAAUUAGUACUUGAGCCUAGCUCUGGUAAAACGAGUCCGCACAGGCUAAUAUGGGACGACACUUUUCGCACAUGCAUUUCGUCCAUUUUUCCACAGCGAGUCUUAUUUGAGCUAUUAAACUGCAUUAAUGUAAAAGGGAUCACACAAUUCUUUCAGCUAUUCUUUAUUAUAUGUAAGUUAAAAUGAAAAUGUGUAUUAUGCAAACAAUUAUCGUGUUUUCGAAUUGAUUAUUUCUUGGAACAGUUUUAUAUGUGCUUUUACAUGAUCUCAUUUAUUAUAGAUUGCUCAUUAAAUGUGUAAAUCUAUGAGUUGAAAAAUAAUGCUGUUACAUUUAUGUUAAUGUUACUGUAUUCAUUUCAAUAAAACUAUAAAUAUA